Candoia aspera is the source of this 1307-nucleotide messenger RNA. It is a transcript of the gene DNAAF19, whose product is annotated as coiled-coil domain containing 103. The record is from RefSeq and is a predicted model, not a curated record. Gene Ontology annotation, cellular component: outer dynein arm. Gene Ontology annotation, biological process: epithelial cilium movement involved in extracellular fluid movement; inner dynein arm assembly; determination of left/right symmetry. The transcript is spliced from 4 exons. The coding region runs from base 204 to 989 and encodes 261 amino acids. Lineage: Eukaryota; Metazoa; Chordata; Lepidosauria; Squamata; Candoiidae.
UUGGUGCUGGGGAGUGAGGGAGAUUUAGAGAUUCACUUCCGGUUCUUUUCGGUCCGUCUCGGCAAAAUGGAAAUUCCUGCAUGAGCGUCGACUAUGAUCAGGCGUUUAUUAUAGACUGCUCCGAUGGCCAUAGGUCCAUCCCGCCAUUCCCUUGACUUUUCGUUUUCUGGUUGUUAUGGAAACCCAACCGAAGCUUAGUUGCUAUGGAAACCGGAGGCUUAGGCGGAAGCAAGGUUCCCGAAGUGGAAGACAUGAUAGAUUUCCAUGCUUUGGAGAAAGAGCUGGAAGAAGCUAUUGCUACUGAUGAGAAAUACCAGAGAGAAAAUGAGGCUAAGUUCCGAGCAGUGCGUCAGAAAGUGUCAUCUUAUGAAGAAUUCAGGGAUAUUGUUCUAGCCUCCCAUUUGAAACCUCUGGAGAAAAAGGACAAAAUGGGAAAUAGCAGAAAUGUGUUAUGGAACUCCUGUGCAGUUAAAGCAAAUCGCAAACAAGAGAGUAAGAUAGAGUUGCCUCAGGAAUUGGAGCACCUGCCUAAGACCUCUGCGGAGUUCUACAGAGAUUGGCGCAGAUGUAUGAAAAGCAAUCAGGAACGCUAUCACCUCCUGCUGCAACUUGGAUCUGAGAACUUGGGCCGGAUGUUCCAAACAGAUCUUGCCUUUGGCCUCUUAGGUGAAUUUCUAGUGGUGCUGAGCAAAAAUGCUUGCAUCAAAGACUGCAAUGCUAUCUUGGAUAUCUUGGAGAAUUUAUCAGGCACCAAACGUUUUGGAUUAAAUGUUGAACUCCUGAGUGAGAGCGAGAAAGAAAGCUGCAGGCAGUUGUUUGAAAAAUUGCAAAAAAUGGGAACUGGCCUUGGUGAUUUUCCUGAAGCUCCACAGGUUCCAAAUGAAGAUGGUACAGAUAUUACUCAAAUCCAUUGCCAAGGUGGUGAAGUAGUUGAAAGAAAAGUGCUAGAACUGAUGAGCCUUUACCAAAUCUCCUUGGUCAAGUCUUGAAUUUAUAUUAAUAACUACACAGGAUAUGGAAAUAUUGUAACAUAAAGGAAGGACUAGAGUGCCCAUUAAGAACAUAUCCAUCAGCCCUUUUAGUAUGUAUUGGAAAGACAGAAGAGCAUAUGAAGAAUAGAUACCUAGUUGAAGAGUCCUUGCCUCUUGCUUUUUGUCUCUAUUGCAUUAAAAUGUUAUAUCAACUUUACUUUCUCCAAUCACACAGUUAAACCAUUAUCAAUUUUACUUAUUUUAUUUUAUUUUAUAUAUCAAAUUUAUUCCCUGCCCAUCUCACUCAGAGAGCGACUCUGGGUGGGUUACAUAAAA